Messenger RNA from Hermetia illucens (black soldier fly), 957 nucleotides. RefSeq names its product tRNA methyltransferase 10 homolog A. Gene Ontology annotation, molecular function: tRNA binding. Gene Ontology annotation, biological process: tRNA N1-guanine methylation. NCBI's taxonomy places the organism in Eukaryota, Metazoa, Arthropoda, Insecta, Diptera, Stratiomyidae. Gene Ontology annotation, cellular component: nucleoplasm; nucleus. The record is from RefSeq and is a predicted model, not a curated record.
AUGACUGGAGAGGAAAGCAAUUCAAAUGGCGGCGAGACAGUGGAUCCAACGACACAGCAACAGCCGAUGUCGAAAAGGCAAGUGAAGAUAAAAAAGUUGGCUGAGUGGGAAAUCAAAAAGAAGGAGAAAACUAAGGAGCGUGCAAAAUAUAACAGAAAAAGGCAGAGGGCGUUCGCCAAAGGUCUACCGACCAGAACAGGUCCCGGACGUAAGGAACUGAAGCGUAACAAAGCCGAAAACAGCGACAACUUCCUCCAGAUCAUUGUCGACUUAGACUACGAUGAUCUAAUGAUCGACAAAGACGUUGCGAAAUGCGUUAAGCAACUUCUGCGAAUUUACACAAUUAAUCGCCGAUCGAAUCGCCCUGCCAAGUUGCAUUUCGCUGGCGUAAAGGAAAACGGAAGGAUACACAAGUGCCUGGAGCGAAACGACGGCUAUCAAAACUGGGAUGUGCAUUGGCAUUUAAACCCUUCACGGAAAUUUGUGAUAAAUCCCAAAAUUGUGUUCUUGACCAGUGAUUCGGAUAAUGUGCUCAAAGAACGUGAGGAAGACGUUUUUUACGUGAUUGGAGGAAUUGUGGACCACAACCAUCAUAAAGGACUGUGCCUUGACCGAGCGGAAAAGUUGGGGCUACGAACUGCCAGGCUACCCCUAAAUGAUUAUGUUGACAUUAAAACACGAACUGUGUUGAGCACGGUUCACGUAUUUGAUAUGCUUCUGAAUGUGUCGAUGGGGAAGCCUUGGCAGCAGACUAUAUUGGACAUACUUCCGAUGCGGAAAGGGGCAAAGGCAAAGGACGCAACUGAAAAUGAUAAGAAGUGGAAGAAACUGAGGCAGAUAAGGUUGCUGAUGACAGUCAACAAAAGUAGAAAUCCCUGAAGAUGAGGACCCCAAAAGCUGAAUAACAGCUAAAGUUACAUUUUAGGUGGCCAAUAAAUUUCUUAAAUUCACAAGAAC